AUCGAUAUUAAUGCGAACCAUUUCCAUCGCUAGUUGCACAGUUAUGUUUUAUUGAGAAAGAAAGCGAAAUAAGCCAAACUGAAAAUCCAACAAAAUGCCCAGCGAGAUUAUAACCCUUCAAUUGGGCCAAUGUGGCAACCAAAUUGGUUUCGAGUUCUGGAAGAGAUUGUGCCUGGAGCACGGCAUCUCCCCAGAUGGCGUCCUUGAAGACUUCGCCACCGAUGGACAGGAUCGCAAGGAUGUGUUCUUCUACCAGGCGGAUGACAACCAUUACAUACCGAGGGCCGUUCUCCUGGAUUUGGAGCCCAGGGUCAUCAACAACAUCAUGACCUCUCCGUAUUCCAAGUUGUAUAACCAGGAGAAUGUGUUUCUCUCCAAGCACGGCGGUGGAGCAGGAAACAACUGGGCCUCCGGCUUCAGCCAGGGUGAGAAGGUGCAGGAGGAGGUGUUCGACAUCCUGGACCGCGAGGCCGAAGGCAGCGAUUCGCUGGAGGGAUUCGUGUUGUGCCACUCCAUAGCCGGCGGAACAGGAUCCGGAAUGGGAUCAUAUGUUCUGGAACGGCUGUCCGAACGCUUUCCCAAGAAGCUCAUACAGACGUACAGUGUUUUUCCCAAUCAAGACGAGAUCAGCGACGUGGUUGUCCAGCCAUACAACUCGAUCCUUACCCUAAAGCGGUUGACCAAGUGCGCUGAUAGUGUGGUGGUCCUGGAUAAUACCGCACUGAACCGCAUCGCCACUGAAAGACUGCACAUCCAGACGCCCACUUUUAUGCAGAUCAACAAUCUGGUAUCCACCAUCAUGAGUUUAAGCACCACCACUCUGCGAUAUCCCUCGUACAUGAACAACAACCUCAUCGGUCUGACCGCCUCCCUCAUUCCCACACCUCAGCUGCACUUCCUGAUGACGGGAUAUACUCCGCUGAUGUCGGACUGCGAGACCAAGACAAGCGUACGAAAGACCACCGUGCUGGAUGUGAUGCGUCGGCUUCUACAGCCAAAGAACAUGAUGGUUUCCGCCUUGACUGACAAGCAGAGCCGCCAAUGCUUCGUCUCCAUACUGAACAUCAUCCAGGGCGAGGUGGAUCCAUCCCAGGUGCACAAGUCGCUGCAGCGCAUUCGCGAGCGAAAGCUGGCCAAUUUCAUACCAUGGGGUCCGGCGAGCAUUCAGGUUGCUCUGCCGCGCAGUUCGCCCUAUGUGCAGUCGACCCACAAGGUAUCCGGAUUGAUGAUGGCCAAUCACACGGGAAUCAGUGCGCUUUUCAAGAGGGCCUUGGCCCAGUACGAUAAGCUGAGGAAGCGCAACGCCUUCCUCGACAAUUUUCGCCGCGAGUCAAUGUUCAAGGACGACCUGACGGAGCUGGACAUCGCACGAAACACGGUUGACUGUUUGGUGCAGGAAUACGAGGCAGCCACCCAGGUCGAUUAUCCUCAGUGGAGUCCUGCCGUCGAAGCUUCGAAAGCCGGUUAAUUGAUAAUAAUUUAUAAUACAACGUUCAAUAUUAAAUAAUACUUUUAUCAACAAUAAUGU
This is a messenger RNA of Drosophila erecta, 1528 nucleotides long. It is a transcript of the gene gammaTub37C, whose product is annotated as tubulin gamma-2 chain. The transcript is spliced from 4 exons. Gene Ontology annotation, biological process: mitotic sister chromatid segregation; mitotic spindle organization; meiotic spindle organization. Bases 95 to 1468 code for a protein of 457 amino acids. Lineage: Eukaryota; Metazoa; Arthropoda; Insecta; Diptera; Drosophilidae. Gene Ontology annotation, molecular function: structural constituent of cytoskeleton; GTP binding. Gene Ontology annotation, cellular component: cytoplasm; nucleus; microtubule. The record is from RefSeq and is a predicted model, not a curated record.